Molecule: messenger RNA, 2598 nt
Organism: Ictalurus furcatus (blue catfish)
Lineage: Eukaryota; Metazoa; Chordata; Actinopteri; Siluriformes; Ictaluridae
Product: beta-1,4-N-acetylgalactosaminyltransferase 3-like
Exons: 20
Coding region: 7-2142 (711 amino acids)
Cellular component (GO): Golgi cisterna membrane
Molecular function (GO): acetylgalactosaminyltransferase activity
Source: RefSeq, a predicted model, not a curated record
CUGAAUAUGAUGACUCAACUUGUCCAUUUGAGAGCAUUUUUCAGCUUUGGAAAGUUGGGAGUUCUCAGAACAUUGUUUGUGCUCUUAGUAACGUUGAUUGUUUUCGGAUAUUUUGGAGCUUAUUGGGAUGGAAACAAAACGCUUUCCAAUUCUGAUUUCUGGGACACUUCUGAAGAUUUGCAGUCAAUGGAGAUGAUAAAAGAUAGACCGCCAAAAUGGAAACCUGAGUUUCUGGGUCAAGUGAACAUGCACAUCUUUGAAGACUGGUGUGGAGGAUCUGUGGAUCAACUAAGGAAGGACGAAUUGUUUCCUCUGUUCCCCCAUUCACGUACCACAAUCAAAAGGCUUGCUGUCUAUCCUGGAUGGGAAAACUAUGGGCUGAGAAUAUUUGGAUACAUUCAUCCUGUAAUAAGUGGAGAAUACAUUUUUGCCAUUGCUUCUGACGAUAACUCGGAGUUCUGGCUGAGUUCAAAUGAAAGCACCAAAAAUCUCAAACUUAUGGCUUACCUUGGCAAGGCAGGAAAUGAAUGGGCCGCACCAGGGGAAUAUGAGAAAUUUGCAUCUCAGAUAUCUGAGCCUGUAGCGCUCUCAAAAAAGCAAAAGUAUUACUUUGAAAUCAUCUACAAGCAAAGUGAAGAAAUGGAUCAUGUGGAGAUUGCAUGGCGUCUCAACAAAGAGGACAGCAAUUUUGAAGUUAUUACUUCGGAGUAUCUGUCGCUUUACAGUGAUGAGUCUUCUCUAUUGGCAGUGGACAAUAUAAUAAUCCCCCAAACAGCAGCUAGUCAAAGGUUGAGGCCUGACCCCAUCUCUAAUUCUGAAGUGGACAUGGUCAAAGAAGACCCAAGAGACACCAGCUAUAAAAUACCACUGCUGCAGGAGUCCCAUUUGGAAAAUAUAUUUCCUAAAUGUGAUUACUACCCUAUUUACAUAUAUGAGAACUCUACCAUUGAGAGAUACGAUGGUGUAAAUCAUGUUCGCUACUCAUCAGUGUACCCAAAUGACUACACAAGGCUCGCUAAUGAGGACAUUAAGGCUCAGAAAUGCUUUUACGAGAAGGAUAAAGCAUAUGAGGAGGGAGGUGGGUUUGGUCCAUAUCUGAAAUUUGAACAAACAGGAAAUGACGAAGAGCCUGAUAAGGACAAGCCAAACUGGAAGCAGGUCUUCAAUGUAAAGCCGGUGGAUUUUCAUUCAAAACAGAGUGAUUUUGUUGUCCACACCUGCAAGAGAGCAGGAAAUAUCAUAAUGCCCCAAAAAGAUGUCAUGCCUGUAAUUAAAUCCUUCAGGAAUCAACUGCAGUUAAAAGAGAACACCAGUGAUCUGGUCCUGAAACGAGUGAUAAAUGUGGAGAAGAAGACAAAGGCUGGUGUGGGCAGUCGCUACCUGCUGGAGAUAGAGAUGGAAGAUAAAGAGGGGAAGAAUGUUCUUAUCUCUAAAUAUUUUUACACCACAUAUAACAAGAGAUAUCCAGAAUUACCUGGUCUCUGCAACCCAGUAGACUUCGGAUGGGACCCAGAAGUAAAAGUCCAUGUUAUUCUUACAGUUAAAAAUCAGGGAAGAUGGGUUGUGCACUUCAUCAGAGAAAUGGAGAAAGUGUAUCAAGUAACAGGAGACAAAAACUUCAAUGUCAUCAUUGUAGACUACAACAGCACUGAUAUUGAUAUUGAGCAGGAACUGAAAAAUGCUAUAUUACCAAGCUACCAGUUUAUGAGCCUGGGGGGACGUUUUGCCAAAUCGCUAGGAAUUCAAUCUGGAGUUGAUCUUGUUAAAGAUAACAACAGUAUUUUGUUCAUGUGUGACCUGCACAUCCACUUUCCUCCGUCGAUAAUAGACAAUGUGCGUAAACACUGCGUACAGGGGAAAAUGGCAUAUGCUCCCGUUGUGAUGAGACUGGACUGUGGAGCCACAAUACAAGCUCCCACAGGUUUCUGGGAAACUGAGGGCUAUGGUCUGGUGGGGAUUUACAAAUCAGACAUGGAUAGAAUUGGAGGCAUGAACGUUAAAGAAUACACAGACAAGUGGGGAGGAGAAGACUGGGAGCUGCUGGACAGAAUCCUACUGAACAAGCUGGAAGUGGAACGACUGCAUCUGAGGAAUUUUGCACACUUUUUCCAUACAAAACGGGGCAUGUGGAACAAGGAAUGAAGCUUGGACACUUGUUUCUGUUCUGGCUUAUGACAAUAGGCAAUGGUGAAUAUUGUAUUUAGAGUUUGUACAGUACAUUUACAUUUAUGGCAUUUGGCAGAUGUCCGUAUCCAGAGCGACUUACAUUUUAUCUCAUUCUACAUCACAUCUUGUACUACUGUACGUAAAUGUCCUAUAAGAUUUGGGUAAAUAUACUCAUAUUUAUAUUACAUUUUUUAGCCAUUUUUCACGUUUCACAUUUUAGGAUAAUAAUGAUGCCAUAAGAACUAUAAAAAGAGGCUUGGAAUUACACUGUGACCAAAAAGCUUUCAGAUUCUUCACAAAAGCCACCCUGAUUAAAACUUCUGUAUGCUUUCUUUAUUCUUAAGCAUUAGAAUUCUUUAGUAAGUACACUCUACAUUCAGAUGUUUCUGUUACAUUGCAGGAUGCUUGUCAUCAUUUCUCACUUCUCGUAAU